AUGGCUUCCAACAAAACUUCUUUUCAUCCGGCUCUUGCCGUUUCAAACAUCAGGAAUCAUGUUUCCAUUGUUCUUGAAAUGGAAAACGUUCAAUAUUCGACGUGGACGGAACUCUUCAAGAUUCAUGCACGCUCAACCAAGGUGCUUGAUCAUAUCAUACCUCCGGCCAACGGCACGGGGAUGAUUCCUUCUACCGAGGAAGAGAGGGAGCUAUGGUCAACUUUGGAUGCCACAGUUUUUUCGUGGAUUUAUGCUACCAUUUCUAGUGACUUAUUGCACACCAUUAUUGAGCUCGACUCUACGGCUAUGGAGGCUUGGGAUAGAUUGCGUGAUAUAUUCCAAGAUAAUCAACAUUCUCGUGCCAUUACCUUGGAGCAAGAAUUCUCCGCUACUUCUAUGGAGAAUUUUCCAAAUGUUUUCUCUUAUUGUCUUCGUCUCAAAUCUCUAGCAGAUUAA
This is a messenger RNA of Glycine soja, 456 nucleotides long. RefSeq lists its product as uncharacterized. The transcript has a single exon. The record is from RefSeq and is a predicted model, not a curated record. Bases 1 to 456 code for a protein of 151 amino acids. Lineage: Eukaryota; Viridiplantae; Streptophyta; Magnoliopsida; Fabales; Fabaceae.